Ascoidea rubescens DSM 1968 is the source of this 861-nucleotide messenger RNA. Its product is annotated as SDR family oxidoreductase. The record is from RefSeq and is a predicted model, not a curated record. The coding region runs from base 1 to 861 and encodes 286 amino acids. Lineage: Eukaryota; Fungi; Ascomycota; Saccharomycetes; Ascoideales; Ascoideaceae. The transcript has a single exon. Gene Ontology annotation, molecular function: oxidoreductase activity, acting on NAD(P)H, oxygen as acceptor. Gene Ontology annotation, cellular component: intracellular anatomical structure.
AUGACCACCAGCAACACACAACGCUUGGAGACUCUUGCUUCGCAAAUCAGCCCUCUCCCUGCAAAUCCUCCAGCAUUGAAGCCCCAUAUCUUGGAUUUGUUCAGCUUGAGGGGCAAGGUUGCCUCCAUCACUGGCUCCUCCAGUGGCAUUGGCUACUGCAUUGCUGAGUCCUUUGCCCAAGCUGGUGCAGACGUUGCAAUUUGGUAUAACAGCUCUCCAGCCGCUGUCGAAAAGGCCUCCAGACUCUCCAAGUUAUACAACGUCAAGUGCAGGGCUUAUAAGUGUCCCAUCAACGACUCUGCUUUGGUCAGCCAAACCAUUCAACAGCAGUUGCAAGACUUUGGAGGCAAAAUCGACAUCUUUGUUGCUAACGCUGGCGUCGCCUGGACUCAAGGUCCUUUGAUCGAUGUUAACAGCGACGACCCAUGGCACAACCUCAUCGACUUGGACUUGAAUGGCGUCUACUACUGUGCAAAAGCCAUUGGCAGAAUCUUCCAACAACAGCACUCUGGCUCCUUGAUCAUAACCUCCUCCAUUUCUGCUCACAUCGUCAACAUCCCCCAGAAACAGGCCUGCUACAAUGCUGCAAAGGCUGCUGUCUUGCAUUUGGCAAAGUCUUUGGCUGUCGAAUGGGCUGCUUUCAACGCAAGAGUUAACACUGUCUCUCCUGGCUAUAUCCAAACAGAAAUCACUGAUUUUGCUUCCACAGACUUGAAACAAAAAUGGUGGACCUACAUUCCUGCUGGAAGAGAAGGUUUGCCAAAGGAACUAGCUGGUGCCUAUCUCUACUUGGCUUCUGAUGCAAGCACCUACACAACAGGCUCUGACAUAAUAGUCGAUGGUGGUUACUGCUGUACUUGA